This is a messenger RNA of Geodia barretti, 405 nucleotides long. Lineage: Eukaryota; Metazoa; Porifera; Demospongiae; Tetractinellida; Geodiidae. The record is from the annotation of a GenBank genome assembly.
CUCAUUCUCGCAGAUCUCUAGAAUUCCGUGCACGUCUCCCAGCACACCGUCCAGUGCAGCGGAGAUCUCAUCGUUGUCCCCAAAACUGGUAAAUAGCCGCACGUCUUCGUCACUGCACUCUGCAGACGACACACGCACAUUAGCUCGACAACUAUGGCUGUUCAGGUUGGGUACCAGCCAAUACAUCGCAACAACAAGAAUUGCAAGCUGAUUUCCUACUAUACCAUGCAACAACAAACAAGGCGGCUUACUGGCAAAGAGGAGAGACAUCCGCAUACAGUGCAACAAGCUGGAGAUAGUGUCACAGGACUUCCGAGAGGAUGCAGCUGUCCCGGUAUCUCUGAAACUGACCUGGGGGGUGGGGGAGGUGGGAAAAGGGGGGUGGGCCAGCGAGAAGAAGCAUAG